AUGCCUGGCUGGAAUCCGGACGCGCUCGUGUCGCGAAAGGUUGCGACGCACGCGGCCAUCAGUGAUGUGGGAAGCACAUCGGAUGCAUGGCGCAGUGCGGCCGCAAAGCAUGAGCAGAAGCGGUGGGCGGAGCAGAGCGAAAAAGCGCUUCAAAGCGACGCCACCUUUAAGCGACACCAGACGAAUGUCGACAAGGCCCUGUCGCGUUUCGAGAACGUGGGCGAAUGGGCUGAUUUUAUCUCGUUUUUGUCGCGUCUAUUGAAGACGCUGCAGAGCGCGCCCAAGUUCAAUGCAAUUCCGCACAAGCUCAUCGUGGCGAAGCGCUUGUCGCAGUGCUUGAACCCUGCGUUGCCGUCUGGCGUGCAUACGCGUGCACUGGACGUGUACAGCCACAUAUUUUCGGUGAUUGGCGUCGAGGGACUGCGCCGCGACCUGCCGGUGUGGACGCCGGGCUUGCUGCCUUUUUUCCAGAACGCAGCGACGUCAGUGCGCCCAGCCGUGCUGCAUCUCCUCGAUCAGUACUAUGUGCCGCUCGGCGCAGACCUGCGUCCCGUUACGCGUGCAUUGCUCCUAUCGUUGCUACCUGGCCUCGAGGAAGAGUCGGGCGAGUUUUUCGACCGCGUCGUUGGUCUGCUGGACCAGAUCGCGACGUCGGUUGGCCGCGAAUUCUUUUUGCAGACAACGUGGCUGGUUUUGAUCUCUUCGCAGCCAAUCCGCCUGAGUGCCUUGAACUAUCUUGCGCGACGCAUGCCUAAGCUCAAAGGGUCCAAGGCCGAUCCGGAGGUCUCAAUUGAUCAGAGUGAGACGUCGGUCGAUAUCGUCGAGGACGAAGGCAUUCCCCUCACGAGCCUGCGCCCCGGGCUCUUGGUGCGUGGCUUCAUGCACACGCUCGGUGACGAUUCUCUGCUUGUGCGCCGCAAUGCGCUCGACUUUUUGGUGAGCCAUCUGCCGCUCGCCUCGCAGGCUUUUUCGGAAGUUGCCCCGGGCGACCGUGUGCUGCUGAUCGACGCCGCGAUUAGUGCCGUGCUGCGCCGUGAUAUUAGUCUGAAUCGCCGCUUGUACGCGUGGCUCCUGGGCGCAAAUGACGACGAGGACACGCAACAGGCCUACUUUGUACAGCACGCUCUUCCUUACGCGACAAGCGCGCUGCGCACCGCUAUGCAGGUCAAACCAUCGGACGCUGCGGCAGUCCAGCGGCCGUACAAAAUCCUUGUCUCGCUCAUGGACAAGAGUGCUGUCGGUCAGCCGCUGCUGCGUGCAAUUAUCCUCGACGCGUUCCAUGCACUUGUCCAUGAUACCCAUCUCAACCCGAGUUCGGAGCUCUUUCCUACGGCCCAGAUGCUCUUUGAGGCUGUGGACACCUUUGUGCUGUACCAGCAGCUGUUCUUGGCGCUGCGUGACGAGCUGCAGCAAGAGACAAGCGAUGUUGCAAAGCGGUGUGGCUCGGCCAUCCAACUCUUUCACGAGAUCCUCGUGGUGUUUGACCACCACGACGAGGAUGCGGUCGCGGUGCACCUCCCGAUUCUUUACCUCGCCCUAGUGGAUAUGGUGCAAAGAGGUAUUGAGAGUAAACGCAUCGGCGCACCUCUCGUGCUCAACGUGCUGGCGCUGCUCGAAACGCUCCAGGAAGCACUACCGCCACGCGUCUACGUCCAGGACACACAGUCGGUUCAGAAACCGCUGGGGUAUGCCGCGACGUACGUGUACGUCGACGGCGGCGCGCUGGAUCAUGCCGCGACGUUACAGGACCAAGGUCAAGUGACGCACCUGGUCGAGACGCUGCUGCGCAUCGGCCUCACGCUCGGCCCCGCGUCAUCUUGGAGCAAGGAGGAGCGCCGUAUGAUCUCUACGCGGUGCUUCUCGCUGCUGGUUGCCACACUGGAGCGCCUGGAUGCUGCGCGCGGCGUGCUGAACGCGUCGUCGGAUGAGGCGCCGCCUACGACCCUCGGUGCCUUUGACGCACAGGCAUGGGACGUGAAAACGUUUGCGCACCUGUCGAAGCCGACAUCUUUUGCCGAGUACGCGCUCCUGCUCAAGGUCGCCAUGGGGAUGUCGCUGAGCGACGCUGUGCCGGGCUCGUUCCGCUUCGACCUGUUUGAAUCGUACGAGUCUACCCUGCUGCCCUUGCUUGCAUAUCUGCAGCCGAGCGAGUUUGCGCACCACGCCGAGGCCGCCGAUUUGUUCUGGGCGGUGAAGAGCAUGUCGCAGAACGACUAUGCGACAAGCAUUCUGUGCUCGCGUAUUUUGGAGCGCACAACGCGUGGCGAAGCGCUGCAUGCGCUCGGCACGCUGUGGCGCCUCGGUGAGGGAUCCAGCCACGCGCAGGAGCUCACUGCGCCGAUGCUCAUUGUGCUUGAUCAGCUACGCUCGCACAGCAUUCAAGAACGGAGCGACUGUGCGAUGUGGCUGCGCACCUAUCUCGGCUCCUAUGACACGCUCUUUUCCAUGGUGCUCGACCGCCUGCUCAGCAUCCACGCCGAGCGCACGCCGCAGACAGUCACCGUGGCGGAGCAGGCGCUGCAGGCCUAUGUUUACGCGGAACCAUUCGAUCAGGACGAACAGAACUACUACCUUGCCACGCUUACGUCCUUACUGGACGUCGGCGGUGCCCAUCUCGUGGCAUCGGCGCGCGAUAUGCCGCGUGGCGAUGCGAUGGCGAUUGAUGCUUUGACUGCACACCUCGUCGUCCUCCUGCGCUCCGCACCGCCUGCCAAGGAUUGGCUCGCGGAAGGCAAUGAGGUGACGCAUGCCCUCGCGCUGUCGCUGCUGCAGCAGAUCCUCGCUGCAGACACGUUAGAUCGCGCCUGGUGUACCGAUGUGCAGCACCACCUCGUCGAGAUAUUGCUCAUUGCUUUGUACCGGCGCAACGGCGCAACGCAGAUCGCUGUGCUCCGCACGCUCCUCGAGGUCGUGCAGAAGCGGUCCGAUACGCUUGACGACGACACGAGUGUGCUCUUUACCGAGCUCAUCAAGCGCGGUCUGCAGUCGACGCCUAAUGAUGCGGCGUUUUUUGCGUGGACCGAGUUUGUGCACCGUAUUUUGCCGCUUGCGCGCGAUUCCGUGAAUGAGCUCCUGCUCCCGCUGUGCGCAGCUGUGUGCGAGCUGCUUGCCGAAGCACUCGACAUGCUUGCAGCACAGUGCGGCGACGCCGAGUGGCGCCAGGCUUUUGUGCCUGCACGCACAGUCCAUCCGCAGCGCACGCCUGCUACCGAGCUCGAGAUCGCGCAGUUAAUCAGUGUUGUUGAGCAUGCGCUGCUCCAGGCCAUGUCGAGCGGGCAGCUGAUCGAGGCCGAACGCCUUGCCGAUCUCGAGCUCACCGCAUCGACUGGCUUCCUCGGCAACAUCUCGAGCGUCUUUACGAGCGACACGGCAUCCGGUACGCCGGCUGUCAAUCCUUCGCCGGUGCUGCGGACUGCGUCUCAAGUCGUGCACACGCUCGAAUACGCGUGGGUCAUCUCCAAAGGCCUCGAUGCGCACUUCCUGCCGAACGUGUACAAGCGCAGCACGGCCAGCUUGGAGCGCCUGUACCGCAUGCAAACCACGUCGGCCGUGGAGGCGGUCAUUGAGAACUGGUGGAUCCGUGCAUUCCAAGACUCGGACGAUGCACGCACGCGAAUCGUCAAUCGCGAAACGGUGGCACUGCUUGAAUGCCUCACGUCCAGUCCGCAGGUGCUUGUCUCAUCGCUCAGUGACGCGAUCCUCUCACGCACGGCACAGACCAAUGAGCGCAAAAAGAGCACCGCGCGGACGUUGGUCGGCGAGCUGGUCCUCUUCCGCUUCCUCGAGCAGUACCUCAACGGCCUCGACACGACGGCCAUUGUCCAGGUCUGGCCGCUGAUUUCGCUUCUUGCAAAGAACAUCUCGAGCAAUCAUGCGGCAAACAAGGCGCUGAUCUACCACACGCUGCGCAUUGUUACAACGGUUGGCACGCCCCUCGCGCUCUCUCGCGCCUACGAGGACCGCAGGACGCGCCGUGACGUGCAAGACACAUUUGUGCGUCUGUGCGAACAAGUGAUUUCGCUCUAUGCACGCGCGCUCGAUAUCUCGGCAGCGCGCCGCAAUGCCAAGGACAGUGACGCACUGUCGGGCAUGGAUACCCCGGAGGAUGCAAGCACUGCAACGACGACUGCAGCGCCGGCUCCGGCGUACGUCGUCAGCUACAUAAGCGCUGCCGUGCUGCCUGCGUUUACCACCUUUGCGAUCGAGACAGACAGGGUGGUGGCACUCUGUACGAGUCUCGUGUACUAUGUCCUCGCGCCUGGAUUCCGUGCGCGUGCACGGUCCAUGGACGUGGACCCGUUGGUGCUCGAGAUGUUGAGCAGCAUGUGUCGCGUCUCGGGCACGAUCAAGACGUGGCGUGCGCUGGUGCUUGACACGAUCCUCGACCCCAAGUUCUUUUCGCUAUCACCGGCAACUGGGAAGCAGUGGGCCGAGAUGGUCGCGGCGCUAUAUGCGGCCGAGCGCGAUCGCCUCGUCGAUGUGAUCGGUCGCAUCUCCAAUACUCCGACGAACAACCUGUUCACCUCGCGCGAGACCGACUUGAUGGCGCGUGCGGUGAGCAUUCGGCGCUUGUCGUACUCGAUCUAUGCGGGCGGGCGUGAUGUAUUCCUGGCGCAGCUUCCUCAAAUCCAAGAAAAGGUGGUCGACAUUCUGCGUUCCAAUGCACCGGAGCUCGUACAGGCCGAAAUCUACCUGUGUAUGCGCGUGCUCCUCUGCCGCUUUGCAUCGCAGCAUCUCACUGGUUUCUGGCCGAUUAUCUUGACAGAGUUGUUGCGCCUCUUUGGUAUGGCCAAGACGGAGCUGCCGCAGGACAACACGGACUCGAUGCAUCUACUGUUUAGCACGUCGAAAUUGGUGGAUUACUUGCUCACGCUACAAACGGAAGAUUUCCAGAUCCACCAGUGGCUGCUUAUUACCGACACGCCCGACGCCAUCGAUCCUCCGCCGGAAUGGCUCGCUGAGUCUUUGUUGGAUGCCAUUGGCAAUCUUGCGAUCGAGCAUAACCGUACCGCGACACCGGAGCCGUAUGUCUGCGAGCCGGGGCACAAGCGGCGCCCGAUGCUGCAAACGGCGCGCGCGGAUACCGCGGCGGCACUCGUCCCGUUCUUUAUGCAUGCGUCGGAAGCGUUCUACGCCAAUGAGUACACAUGCUCCGAGCUCGACUGGGACAAUAUCAACCACGGCUUGCUAUGUGAUCUGUUUGAACCCAUCGUAAUUAAGUCAUAG
Malassezia japonica is the source of this 5226-nucleotide messenger RNA. RefSeq lists its product as uncharacterized. Gene Ontology annotation, cellular component: endosome; trans-Golgi network. The record is from RefSeq and is a predicted model, not a curated record. Gene Ontology annotation, biological process: Golgi to endosome transport. Bases 1 to 5226 code for a protein of 1741 amino acids. The transcript has a single exon. Lineage: Eukaryota; Fungi; Basidiomycota; Malasseziomycetes; Malasseziales; Malasseziaceae.